Messenger RNA from Salvelinus sp. IW2-2015, 1838 nucleotides. RefSeq names its product glyoxylate reductase/hydroxypyruvate reductase. NCBI's taxonomy places the organism in Eukaryota, Metazoa, Chordata, Actinopteri, Salmoniformes, Salmonidae. Gene Ontology annotation, molecular function: NAD binding; hydroxypyruvate reductase [NAD(P)H] activity; glyoxylate reductase (NADPH) activity. The record is from RefSeq and is a predicted model, not a curated record. Gene Ontology annotation, cellular component: cytosol.
UGCGCAAUGUUGUUUGCCCUACACUUGGUAAGUGGUGCCACAUAGCGCACUGUGUGAAGUGUUCCUUUAGUGCACACGUUGAAAUGUCAUYGUGAACACUAAACAAUCAGCAAACUUAGCUACAACUGUAGGAAGAUUCGGGACGUUAUUUCAAGCAGUUCUUCUGACGUUUCCCGUCCUUCGGAGGAUGCAUACUGCACAGAAGAUCAUGAAGGUUUUCAUAACAAGACGCAUCCCACAGGAGGGAUUGAAGAUUCUGUCACAGGCUGGAGUAUGUAAGGUUUCACUGUGGGACUCGGAUGAGCCUGUUCCAAGGGCGGAGCUUCUGAAGGGUGUGGCGGRGGCCCAUGGGCUGCUGUGUCUCCUGUCGGACAAGAUCGACACUGAAGUUCUGGACGCAGCAGGUCCAAACCUGAAGGUGAUAAGUACCUUAUCUGUCGGAUUUGACCACAUGGCCAUGGAUGAGAUCAAGAAACGAGGGGUGCGUGUGGGCUAUACUCCAGACGUCCUGACUGAUGCCACGGCGGAGCUGACCGUCGCCCUGCUCCUGGCUACAGCUCGGCGGCUACCAGAGGGCGUGGUGGAGGUUAUAAAUGGAGGCUGGAGCACCUGGAAACCUCUGUGGUUGUGUGGUUAUGGUCUGUCAGGCAGCACUGUUGGUGUCAUUGGACUGGGACGCAUAGGUAUGGCCAUAGCCAGGAGGCUGAAACCGUUUGGAGUGAAGAAGCUCCUGUACUCUGGAAGGACAGCCAAAUCAUAUGCUGCUGAAGUGGAAGGAGAAUACGUGCCCUUGGACACGCUGGUGUCUGAGAGUGAUUUUGUUGUGGUGUCCUGCGCCCUCACACCAGAUACCCAGGGGCUGUGUAACAAGGACUUCUUCUGCAAGAUGAAGAACACUGCUGUCUUCAUCAACACCAGCAGGGGUGCAGUAGUGAAUCAGGAGGAUCUGUAUCAGGCUCUGUCCAGUGGUCAGAUAGCUUGCGCUGGGCUGGAUGUCACAACCCCAGAACCACUCCCCACCGACCACCCCCUCCUCACCCUCAAAAACUGUGUGGUCUUACCCCACAUUGGCAGUGCCACCUACUCCACACGUGGCAUCAUGGCAGAGCUGUCCGCCAACAACCUGCUGGCAGGCCUACGGGGCACAGACAUGCCGAGCGAACUCAAAUUCUAGUGCUGCUCUACAACUAUUCAACUCUGCCUCUGUCCUCCUUAGAAUCAUUUUGGUCACCCAAUCAGUAGUCAUUACCAGGAAGGUUAGAGCCGUAAGUGACCAGGAAAUAAAUCUGUGUUGGAGUAUUGCAGUUGUAUUAACAUGCUCUCCAAACAUGAAGGUCAACUUUUGCCUCUUGCUCUUAGAUCUUACAAUGUUUAUAAGAAAUAACUCAUUUGUGGUAUGUGACUUGAAUUUUGAAGGAGGAAGUGUAUAGUAUUAGCGUUUGAGAACAUGCCUUGGCACUCUAACAGCGCUUCUAAGAGUCAGCCAUGGCUUCCUUUGAAAGACGUAGAUAAGCACUACAAUGAGUGCACACACUACUAAUUCAUUACAGUGGCCUUCUCGUUCUUAUGAAACACUUUCUGUCAAAUGUAAUCGUACAAAAUACUUAACUAAAAUAGUAAAUGAGUAGUUGUGAUGGUAAUGUUCUGUUGUUCUCAUUCCAGUUGAGAUGUGUGUUUAACAUGUUGAGAUGCAUCUCAGUUGUCUAGUUGUGCAUAAGAUAAACACUCCAUCUCCAAUUCAUUUGUUUCAAAUUCUAUGGUAAAACACUCCAUCUGUAGUCUAACACGCUGUCAUUCUGGCUUUGUUUUUUAAUAAAGCGUUAUGUUCAAUGUAGAAA